AUGGAGGGGCGCAAAAGAGGAGAUACGUCCACCCAGUACCCACAAAUACAAACAGUCAUAGACCAGAAGCCGUAUUUCAGGAAGACACUCAAGGACAACCUCCUGGUCUUGCUCACAGUGCUGGCGGUGGCCGUCGGUGUCGUCCUGGGUUUGAGUCUGCGGUCUCGGUGGAGACAUGAUGAGUACAGGAAACUCUUCUAUCUGGAGUUUCCUGGUCGAAUCCUAAUGAACAUGAUAAUGAUGAUGAUCAUUCCAUUGACCGUGUCCAGUCUGGUCACUGGUAUGACCAAUUUGGGAAACUUCCAGUCCAAGAAUCUGGGAGCCCUGGCCAUGGCCUACUACACACUGACCACAUUUCUGGCCACGGUGGUGGGUAUAGUCCUAGUGGUGCUGGCUCGACCCGGCUACAGCAGCGCCAGCAUGCCAAGCACUGACGGCUUCUCCAACAACACCAGGAUUGUCGAUAGUCUGCUGGACAUCAUCAGCCAGUGUUUUCCUACAAAUUUAGUGACCGCCUGCUUUCAGAAGGAAAUGACAGUGAUAGAAUUAGUGAAAUCUGACAGAAAAAACCAAACAGGACACAAAAUCACUGUCUACCUGGAGAAGCCGACGAUUGGAAUCCAAAAAGGCACCAACGUGCUGGGUCUGGUUGUGUUCUCCAUCGUCCUCGGGUUGGCCAUCAACCACGUGGGAGACAAGGGAAAGCCAGUGGCAGAUUUGUUCGAAGCUGUGAAUACGAUCACCAUGGUCUUGAUGGAAGUCAUUCUCUUGUACCUACCAAUAGGCAUCAUGUGCCUGGUGGCCACCCAGUUCAUCGCCGCCAAAGAUAUCUGGUCUAUUGUAGCAGGACUGGGCAGGUUCAUGGGCGUGGUCGUUGCCGGGCUGGUCAUCCACGGCAUGAUAGCCCUGCCUCUGAUUUACUUUUUCUGUACCGGAAAGAACCCGUUGCAUUUAGCCAUCAAUACAUCGAGAGCUUUGGCGACCGCCUUCAGCACGUCUUCGAGCAGCGCCACACUUCCGGUGACCAUGGGCUGUCUCAUCAACAAAUGCAAUCUCAGGAUUGACGUGGUGCGGUUUCUGAUUCCUAUAGGGGCCACAAUCAACAUGGACGGCACUGCCUUGUAUGAGGCUGUAGCAGCGAUUUAUGUCGCCCAGACUAACAACUGGGAAUUGGGAUUUGUCGAGCUGUGCAUCGUCAGUUUAACUGCCACGGCCGGCGCAGUGGGAGCAGCAGGCAUCCCCCAGGCGGGACUUGGGACUCUGGUGAUCGUGCUAACAGCAGUCGGACUUCCCAUUGAGGACGCGGUACUUUUACUGUCAGUGGACUGGCUCAUGGAUCGUCUGCGGACAAUGGUCAACGUGUGGGGUGAUUGUGUGGGAGCUGGCAUUCUGGAUCACAGAUUGAGAAAGGCCAAGACUGCUCGUUCUGACCAGGUUCUUGCUCAAGACGAUCUGUCGCACGAGGCAGUGAUGGAGGACGCUGACAAAACCUAUACAAGUGACCACACACCUGGCGGGUCAGGGAAAAUGACAGUGGAAUCAGCUAGGAUAGAGAUGCCAGCAAGCCUAACUCCGUCCGGAGGCGAAUUCAAACCAAGCGUGAUACUUUAA
This is a messenger RNA of Candidula unifasciata, 1611 nucleotides long. NCBI's taxonomy places the organism in Eukaryota, Metazoa, Mollusca, Gastropoda, Stylommatophora, Geomitridae. The record is from the annotation of a GenBank genome assembly.